Scomber japonicus (chub mackerel) is the source of this 3126-nucleotide messenger RNA. RefSeq names its product Rho guanine nucleotide exchange factor (GEF) 10-like b (gene arhgef10lb). Gene Ontology annotation, biological process: positive regulation of stress fiber assembly; SREBP signaling pathway; actin cytoskeleton organization. Gene Ontology annotation, molecular function: protein binding; guanyl-nucleotide exchange factor activity. NCBI's taxonomy places the organism in Eukaryota, Metazoa, Chordata, Actinopteri, Scombriformes, Scombridae. The transcript has 20 exons. The record is from RefSeq and is a predicted model, not a curated record. Gene Ontology annotation, cellular component: cytosol.
CAGCAGUUGAUGAAAACAGCGAGGAAUGGUACCAGGGACGGUUUAGAAGAGACAAAGUUAUCCAUGAUGCGUAAAGUGUCUUUCCUGCAGAGAAAAGACUUCACAGGUGAAGGAAAGGACGAUGCAGGUUACAUGGAUGUGUCUGUGUGUGAGAUAAAACACCCUCCACCACAACUCUGCCCCGUGCCAGAGGGGCUCAGCAGUCAGCAGAUUGUCAGACGCCUCAUCCUUGGCUCCAUUGUGCAGAGUGAGAGCAGCUACCUGGACUCUCUCAAGAGAAUCCUGCAGGAGUACCAUAGACCUUUGCAGGAGUCACAGAACUGGAUCUUAAACCCCAAGAAGGUGCAUCAGAUAUUUUACCGUCUGCAGGAGAUCUAUCAGUGUCACUCCAUGUUCCAGAUCGCUCUGGCAUCACGCGUGGCUGAGUGGGAUCACAGCGAGAAGAUCGGAGACCUGUUUGUGGCCUCGUUUUCCAAGUCCAUGGUGCUGAAUGUGUACAGUGAUUACAUCAACAACUUCACUAACGCCAUGGCGCUCAUCAAGAAGGCCUGCGUGUCUAAACCUGCUUUCCUGGACUUUCUGAAGAAGAAGCAGGCGUCCAGUCCAGACAGGAUCACACUGUACGGUCUGAUGGUGAAACCUAUUCAACGCUUUCCUCAGUUCAUUCUGCUGCUGCAGGACAUGUUGAAGAGCACACCAAAGUCCCACACUGACCGUCUGCCUCUGCAGCUGGCUCUCACCGAGCUGGAGACGUUGGCUAAGAAACUGAAUGAACAGAAGCGUCUGGCUGACCAGGAAGCUGAGAUCCAGCUGCUGGCACACAGCGCAGGAGACCGCAACCUCAACAAGUUGUUGAACUCUCAGCAGAGGCAGCUGAUCCAGUGUGAGCUGCUGACUGAAGUCGUUUACGGUGAAAAAGGUCAAAUUGUCAAGUCUAAGGAGAGGAAGGUGUUCCUCCUCAAUGACACGGUGAUCUGUGCUAAUGUCAACCUCAAGUAAGUACCUCACAGGGGUCCCCCAGACAUCAGCAGCCUGGUCCCCGUUGGUCCUAAGUACUCAGUGAAGUGGUGCACUCCUCUGCUGCAGACGGAGGUGAUGGAGGUGGGACAGGACAGUCUGCAGAGCAAAGACAGCGUAGUCACAGCCAGACGACGCAGCCCCGCCUUCAGCCCCGCCGGUAAAGUGUUCCUGGGUCCUCCCAGAUUGUACCAAGAGCUGGAGGAGCUGCAGCAUGACCUGGCUGUGGUGGAGGAGGUGUCACUGCUGGUGGGAACACUCACUGGAACCUACCAGAAUCUGAACAGCACAGUGUCUCAGGACUGGUGUCUUGCCCUGAACAGGCUCAUCCGUCUGAAGGAGGAGGAGAUCCAGAACGCCAACAAGUGUCGCCUGCGUCUGUCUGUCCCAGGAAAACCUGACAGGUCUGGUCGUCCAGUGAGCGUCAUGGUGGUCUUCAACACUCCUAGCCCCAUCAGUAAGAUCUCCUGGGUGAACCGGCUUCACAUCGCCAAGAUUGCUCUGAGGGAAGAAAACACUCCAGGGUGGGAAUAUGCUGAAGAAGAUGAAAAGACUAAAUCUCCACUCAGUUGUCCAUUGUUGACUGGAAGACUUCCUGUUUUCUCCUCCAAAACACACACACUGAAGCUGGAGGCAGCUCUUCACAGUCCUUCUCAGUCCAGCCUGCUUGGUUUCUGCACUGCCAGUACGUGUUUACCACAGGGUUACCUCUGGGUUGCAGGUGGAGGAGGCAGCUCCAACCACGGCCACGUAGAGAUCUUCUCCCUGAACCGAGCCAUCCCCCGGCCGGUCAAGAGUAUCCCACUGAGGGCUCCGGUCCUGUGUGUGGAGUAUGUGAAGGAGCCAUGUCACAUCACAGAGGAGAAGGAGGCUGAGAGAGCUCACAGUGCAGCCAAGAUAGGAAACAUCAUCUGCGUUGGUCUGCAGGAUGGCAGCAUCCAUGUGUACAGCACUGUGGACACAUCUGUUCAGUGCCUGCUGAUCUUGGCGAUAGACAGCUGUCCAGUUCUCUGCAUCAAACAUUCACUGUCCUUCCUCUUUGCUGGACUGGCCAACGGUAAAGUAGCGGUGUACCACACAAAGACUGGAGAGAGACUGUGGGACAUGAACUCAUGUAGGUUGGUGUCUCUGGGAUCUGAUCCGGUCUUCAGUCUAUUGACUCUUGAAGACACUGUAUGGGCCAGCUGUGCAAACCAAGUCACAGUCAUCCAAGGAUCCAGCCUCCUCAGCCAGAGCUUUGAAGCCCACUCUGAUCCAGGCUGCAAGGUCAGCCAUAUGGUUCAUUCAGGUGGGGGGGUUUGGAUGGCUUUCACCCAGGGGUCCUCCAUUCACCUGUUUCACACGGAGACCUUGGAACCGCUGCAGGAAAUCAACAUCUCCACCCGCACCGCCCAUCUGACACCAGGCAAGGUUUGUGUCUCCAGUUUGCUGACCUGCCAGGGUCUGCUGUGGGUGGGGACCAGCCAGGGCAUCAUCCUCACCUUCCCUGUACCCACCCUAGAGGGUAUCCCCAAGAUCACAGGUAAAGGGAUGACGUCUCUGAAUGCUCACUGUGGUCCAGUUGACUUCCUGGUGUCAACUUCCUGCACUCUGGCCUCUGAUGUGCUCAGACGGGACUCCAUAUUCAACGGAGGUGAGGAGGGCACUAACGGAGAAGAACGAAGUGGGACGGGAGGAGAUAAAGAAACACAGAGAAUACAGCAGUUCAACUCCUCCCAUGGCUCAGAGGCUUUUUUACCAAAGGAGGAGAAGCCCAAGCGUCUCCUGCUACAGUACCGCCUUCGCUCCACCUGCCAACUGCCCGGGAAGCUGCUGACAGCCCAGUCAGAUGAGGGCAACCCAAGAGCCGCCACAGAUUCUCUAGAGCACAGCCCAGAGGACGGCUCCAUCUACGAAGUGAACGAGGACCCUGACGUGUGGGUGAGGGGACGGCCUGUGGAGGUGGGGAAGGAGGGGGAUUCCAGGCGCAGCAAAGUCACCUCAACAGCUAUCUUCUCUGGAGGCAGAGGACACCGCAGGAUAGGACAGACAGCCUCAGCAGAUACCAGCUCAGACCCCAGUGAAAACACUCUGCUAGUAUGGCAGCUGCCUUUAACUCUCAGCCAAUGA